AUGGAAGCCACGUCGGUGCCGGGCCCGGCGGCUGCGCGGCGGCGGCAGGGUCCCGCCGUCCCGGAGUCCCGGGCGCAGGGCGAGCUGGAGCCGAGGCCCGGGCGGCGGCGGCGGCCGGGCAGGAGAAUCCAAGAGGAUCAAGAAGAAGCAGUCUUUCGAGAAGUGGUCAGUUUCACGGCAGACCCUUUGCCAGCUAGAUAUUAUGACAAGGAUACCACCAGACCCAUCAGCUUUUACUUGUCGUCACUGGAGGAACUCCUGGCCUGGACACCCCUCAUGGAGGAUGGCUUCAAUGUGGCCCUAGAGCCCUUGGGACGUCGCCAGCCCUCGCUGAGCAGCAGCAGGCCUCGGACCCUGCUGUGCCAUGAUAUGAUGGGCGGGUACCUGGAGGACAGGUUCGUCCAGGGCUCGGCCGCGCAGCAGCCCUACUCCUUCUACCACUGGCAGUACAUCGACAUCUUCGUGUACUUCAGCCACCACACCGUCACCAUCCCCCCCGUGUGCUGGACCAACGCCGCGCACAAACAUGGGGUGUCCAUGCUGGGGACUUUCAUCACAGAGUGGAAAGACGGGGGCAGACUCUGCGAAGCCUUCCUGGCCGGGGAUGAGCGCUCCUACCGGGCAGUGGCUGAUCAGCUGGUCCACAUCGCCCAGUUUUUCCGUUUCGACGGCUGGCUGGUCAACAUUGAGAACGCUCUGAGUCCUGCCGCUGUGAGGAACACGCCUCCUUUCCUCCGCUAUCUGACAGCUCAGCUCCAUCGGCAGGUCCCGGGGGGCCUGGUGCUCUGGUAUGACAGCGUGUUGCAGACUGGGCAGCUCAAAUGGCAGGAUGAACUGAAUGAACACAACAGGAUCUUCUUUGACUCCUGUGAUGGCUUCUUUACCAACUAUAACUGGCGGGAGGAGCACCUGGAACGGAUGCUGGGGCAUGCUGGGGAGCGCCUGGCAGACGUGUACGUGGGCGUGGACGUGUUUGCUCGGAGUAACGUGGUCGGAGGCCGGUUUGACACCAACAAGUCGCUGGAGCUGAUCCGGAAGUAUGGCUUCUCGGCAGCACUGUUUGCUCCUGGCUGGGUGUAUGAGUGUCUGGAGAAGAACGACUUCUUCCAGAACCAGGAUAAGUUCUGGAGUCUUCUGGAACGCUACCUGCCCACACACAGCAUCUGCUCCCUGCCUUUUGUUACGUCCUUCUGCCUGGGCAUGGGGACACGGAGAGUCUGCUAUGGCAAGGAGCAAGCAGUGGGACCCUGGUACCACCCAAGCUCCCAGGAGAUGCAGCCCCUCUUUGGUGAACAUAAGCUGGCUGGGGACACCCGGGGCUGGGUGAAGACCCACUGCUGCCUGGCUGAUGCCUGGCACGGGGGCAGCUCCCUGCUCCUCCGGGGGGUGAUCCCACCCGAGGUUGACGGUGUGGCUGUGAGGCUGUUUUCCUUGCAGAUUCCAGUGCCGCCCAAGAUUUUUCUAUCCAUGGUGUACAAACUUGAAGGGCCAGCAGAUGUCAGGGUGGCUCUGGAGCUCACGACAGGGGACGCCCACAGCUGCCAUGUCAGCAGCAUCUCUGUGUUGAAUGCAACGGGCUCAAGACAUAACCUCCGACCCCUCCGGGUGCCCCCUACCAAGCUGGCCAGAUGGGCAGGCCGCUGUGGCCAGCAGCUCAGUGGGGGCUGGAUCCAGCGAUGCUAUGAGGUGAGCCUGCGUGGGUGCCUCCUUCAGGACCUCUUGGUUAGCUUUUCACGACCGCCAGGCAGUCGAGAGGAGGAGAGCUUCACUUGCCGCCUCGGAGAGAUCCAGGUGGUCGAUGCCAAUAGCCUGCUGGCCCCCUUACCUCAGGUGCAGAGUGUCUCCAUUUCGCAGCUCCGCUGGCUGCCGCUCACUCCUGGGUCAGAAGCCCUCCCAGCCCAGCUCCGGCUCAGCUGCACUUUACAUUGGUCCUACCUCCUGCCCCAAGCCCGGUGCUUCCGGAUCCACUGCUGGGAACGGACAGAAGGCACCUCUCCCAGCCGGGCACAUCCUAGCCUGGAGAAACCCACAUUCCUGGGCUUGGCUUUUGCCAACCAGUACCGAGUGGUGGACUUGACUGUGAAGGCCGCUAGGCCCGGGCAGGAUGGCCAUGUGGAGUUCCUGGUAGAGCCUGUCCCCAGGGAGGGCUUCUUGGUUCCCCGGGCUGAGUGGGGCAAGGCAGUCUUGCUGUACUCUGCCCCGCAAUGACUGGAUUCCAGAGCACAGCGCGACCUUGCCUUAAGACCAACGUCUUUUCCAGGCUGGCUCCCCCGGCGCUACUGGUGCCGUGAAGGCCAGGUCCCAGGAAGCCAGCUCUUCAGGCUUUGGCCUAUAACUUUUAUGUUGGGGACACCUGCCACAGGAAGCCAACCUGCUGUAUGAUGAUGGCUCCUGGUGAGUGGAACAGUCUUCGAUAAUGCUCUCCACGGCAUGCAGUUCCCAGGGAAGAAGAAAAUGACUAGGGGAGGUUUCCUCCAGAAUGUUCCAUAAAGGAUGUUCCUCACAGGCUGGAUGACGUUUAUGUUGA
Messenger RNA from Jaculus jaculus (lesser Egyptian jerboa), 2527 nucleotides. It is a transcript of the gene Engase, whose product is annotated as endo-beta-N-acetylglucosaminidase. The transcript has 14 exons. Bases 1 to 2208 code for a protein of 735 amino acids. NCBI's taxonomy places the organism in Eukaryota, Metazoa, Chordata, Mammalia, Rodentia, Dipodidae. Gene Ontology annotation, biological process: protein deglycosylation. Gene Ontology annotation, molecular function: mannosyl-glycoprotein endo-beta-N-acetylglucosaminidase activity. Gene Ontology annotation, cellular component: cytoplasm. The record is from RefSeq and is a predicted model, not a curated record.